AUGCAGGCUGGUGCCAAGGCACCUAGCAGUUCCAAAGGUGCACCAUCUGCUCCAACUCCCAAGUCUAAAACUGCGGAUGCAGUGGAUACUACGGCUAAAACGAAAACCAGUGAAAAGAAAGACACGAAUUCCAAGGAAAGCAAGGAGAAUAAGGAAAGCAAGGAGAGCAAGGAAUCAUCCAAAGAAGGUGAAAAGAAGAAUAACGACAAGCCGAAGGAAAAAUUGCAAAAACCUGGCGAGACCAAAGAGGAAAGUAGUUUGCACUCGCCAGUCGAGUCGAAGAAACCUACUAUAGCUGCUGGCUCUAACGGCGGAUCUUCUGCUAUUCUGCCUGAUCCUGUUGGGGCAUCACCUGGUGAUCAAGCGGUAUGUUGGACGUUUACCAUAAGGCGUACUGUGAAUAUCCAUGGGUAG
Messenger RNA from Cooperia oncophora, 414 nucleotides. NCBI's taxonomy places the organism in Eukaryota, Metazoa, Nematoda, Chromadorea, Rhabditida, Trichostrongylidae. The record is from the annotation of a GenBank genome assembly.